Molecule: messenger RNA, 2504 nt
Organism: Gossypium raimondii (Peruvian cotton)
Lineage: Eukaryota; Viridiplantae; Streptophyta; Magnoliopsida; Malvales; Malvaceae
Product: SPX domain-containing membrane protein At4g22990
Exons: 11
Coding region: 296-2377 (693 amino acids)
Biological process (GO): transmembrane phosphate ion transport from cytosol to vacuole
Cellular component (GO): plant-type vacuole membrane
Molecular function (GO): transmembrane transporter activity
Source: RefSeq, a predicted model, not a curated record
AGGAAAAGUAAAUCACUGGAAAACCCAUUUUUGUCUUUUAAAAAAACAUAUCUUUCUCUACAAAUCUAUUUUCCUUCAAUUACCCAAACUCAGAUUCCAAUUCAAAGAGUUUCAUAAAUAAAAAAAGUUCCUUUUUUUGUACUUCUCUUGCUUUUCAUUGGUUCUUCUUCUUCUUCUUCUUCUUCUUCUUCUUCUUCGUAUUUUAUUUAAUAAUUUUUGUUCGUUGAUGGUCAUCUAAAUUCAUUUCGAACUAUAUUAGACGAGAGUAACUUGUACUUGUUUCAUCAGUUAAAAGAUGGUUGCCUUUGGGAAGAAGUUGAAGGAAAGACAAAUUCAAGAAUGGCAAGGAUUUUACCUAAACUACAAAUUAAUGAAGAAGCGAGUCAAACAGUAUGCUCAACAAAUGGAAGUUGGGACACAAGAUCGCCGACAUGUUCUCAAGGAUUUCUCGAGAAUGUUGGAUAAUCAGAUUGAGAAGACUGUCCUUUUUAUAUUGGAGCAACAAGGCCAACUUGCAAGCAGGUUAACAAAUCUUAGAGAACAACAUGAUGCACUCGAGGAGACGCCGGAAAUAUCCCAAAUAACAGAACUUAGAGAGGCUUAUAGAGCAGUCGGACAAGAUCUGUUGAAGCUUCUCUGUUUUGUUGAAAUGAAUGCUAUUGGUUUGCGAAAGAUAUUGAAAAAAUUUGACAAACGCUUUCGCUAUAGAUUCACCGAUUACUAUGUCAAAACUCGUGCUAAUCAUCCUUAUUCUCAGCUACAACAAGUGUUCAAGCAUGUGGGUUUAGGGGCUGUUGUUGGAGCAAUAUCUCGUAAUCUUCAUGAACUUCAGGAUCGUCAAGGAAGCUACUUAUCAAUUUACGAUCCUCCAGCCCUUCCUCUCCAGGAUCCAGUGGUUGAUUCGAUAAAUGCAGCUGUGGAUAGGUUAAGUCACUCGACAAACUUCCUUAACUUUCUGGCACAACAUGCCCUCAUUAUGCAAGAAGAGCUACCUGCUCCUACCGAUGAACGCAUUGAUGACGAGAGAUACCAUUUUAUGUCACUCCUAUUGAACUUAGCAAACACAUUCCUCUAUAUGGUCAAUACAUAUAUUAUCGUCCCCACAGCAGAUGACUACUCAAUGAGCCUUGGAGCUGCUGCAACGGUUUGUGGUAUUGUUAUCGGGGCAAUGGCUGUUGCACAAGUGUUUUCUUCCGUGUAUUUUAGUGCAUGGUCUAAUCGGUCAUACUUCAGACCUCUUGUAUUUAGCAGUAUUGUCCUUUUCGUGGGGAAUACCAUGUACGCAUUGGCUUAUGAUAUGAGCUCAUUAACAGUUCUAAUACUUGGUCGGCUUUGUUGUGGAUUGGGUUCGGCUAGAGCUGUUAACCGUCGUUAUAUCAGCGAUUGCGUACCAUUAAAAAUCCGGAUGCAGGCAUCGGCUGGUUUUGUUAGUGCCAGCGCUUUGGGGAUGGCUUGUGGUCCUGCUCUUGCCGGCAUACUUCAAACAAAUUUCAAAAUUUACAAGUUGACAUUUAAUGCAAACACUUUGCCGGGAUGGGUUAUGGCUGUAGCUUGGCUUGUAUAUCUCGUUUGGUUGUGGAUCUCAUUUAAAGAACCGUCCCGUGAUAUAGAAGAACCUCCUGCAUCUAAUUCUGAAACAGUAGAAAACGUUGCACUCGAGGAAGGUAAACAACCGUUGCUGAUUACUUCAGAAGAGAAACAAGAAGAUGAUGAAGAUCCAGAAGGUGACGGAAGUGAAGAAGCUCCUGAGGAAUCUCGUAAGCCUGCUACAUCAAUCGUGUCAGCUUAUAGACUACUUACACCCUCAGUAAAGGUUCAGUUGUUGAUAUAUUUCAUGCUCAAAUACGCAAUGGAAAUUUUACUCUCAGAAUCUAGUGUCAUCACGACUUACUACUUCAGCUGGUCUACAAGCACAGUUUCUAUCUUUCUUGCAUGUCUUGGCUUAACAGUCCUUCCCGUAAAUAUUGUUGUUGGCAGCUACAUUAGCAAUAUGUUUGAAGACAGGCAAAUUUUAUUGGCAUCUGAAAUUAUGGUUUGCAUAGGCAUAUUGCUUAGCUUCCAUAUGAUAAUACCAUACACUAUACCCCAAUAUGUUUGUUCCGGGCUCAUAAUGUUUGUUUCGGCCGAAGUGCUUGAAGGUGUCAACUUGUCACUGCUUUCUCGAGUAAUGUCAUCAAGGCUAUCUCGCGGAACUUACAAUGGCGGACUGUUAUCAACAGAAGCCGGGACGAUCGCUCGAGUGAUUGCCGACGCCACGAUAACGUUGGCAGGAUACUUAGGUGAGAGUCUGCUUUUGAAUAUCACUCUUCUUCCUUCAUUUCUCAUAUGCGUUGCCUCUAUUGUUGCUACAUGCUUUACCUACAACUCCUUGUAUUGAUCAAAUUCAAAGCCAAAUGAAAAAAAGGAAAAAAAAAUUCAUUAUUCCGUUCACAAUUCAGUGACAUUUUGUUUCCCUGUUCAAUUAUUUGUUUAUUAAUGAAAAAACUUUGGCAUUGAUUAUCCUA